Messenger RNA from Arachis stenosperma, 1887 nucleotides. Its product is annotated as equilibrative nucleotide transporter 3-like. The transcript is spliced from 11 exons. Bases 481 to 1770 code for a protein of 429 amino acids. The record is from RefSeq and is a predicted model, not a curated record. Gene Ontology annotation, biological process: nucleoside transmembrane transport. Gene Ontology annotation, molecular function: nucleoside transmembrane transporter activity. Gene Ontology annotation, cellular component: plasma membrane. NCBI's taxonomy places the organism in Eukaryota, Viridiplantae, Streptophyta, Magnoliopsida, Fabales, Fabaceae.
UGUGUGGUUGGAAGAGUAAACUGGAGCUAAUUUUGAGAGAGAAGUUAGACUAGAAGAGAAACCAAAGAAAACAAAAAAAAAAAAAUCUCCGUCACAUUAUCGUCACCCUAUAGGAAAAUCCCUUCUUCAUUCGUCCGCACCCUAAUCUAACCCUGUUGCCCAAUUCACAGUAGCAGAGACAAAUCUAUUGAAUCAUUCUUCCGUUUUGGGGCUUCACAGAUGUGUGCACCUUCUUCCUUCCACGCGCCACCACUUUUUCAUAAAUGGAAAAUUUGAUUCAAGGAUAUUCCAAUUUUGCUUCAAGGACAAAGUUGGGGAUAACGAAGAUGAUGAUUGGGGCACAAAACAGAUCCCUUCUUAAGGAUGCAGUGGCACUAUGACACCAACAUCAACAUCAACAUCAGAUCAGUAAGAUUUUCUAAAUAAUCUGAGUCUAUCUGAUACCCAAGCACCAAAUGGUGUUUGCCUCCUACAUCUACUAUGACAGCAAAUACUAGUAGUGGAACGACCAUGGUUACCAGUGAUGAAAAUGAAGAACCAAGAAGGCUUGAAGGGAAACAAAAAGCGAUGGCAGUUUGCUUCAUUCUUGGACUUGGGUCCCUAGUCUCUUGGAACAGCAUGCUGACAAUAGGAGAUUAUUAUUACAGUGUCUUCCCUAAAUAUCAUCCUGCAAGGGUACUUACCUUGGUUUAUCAACCAUUUGCAAUUGGAACACUGCUCAUAAUGUCAUACUACGAGUCAAGGAUCAAUACUAGAAUGCGGAAUUUGGCUGGAUUCAUACUUUUCUUUGCAAGUACUUUUGCUGUGCUUAUUUUGGAUCUAGUAACAUCCGGGAAAGGUGGAAUUGGACCCUAUAUUGGUAUAUGUUUGCUAGCUGCUUGUUUUGGAAUAGCAGAUGCUCAUGUUGAAGGUGGCAUGGUAGGAGACCUGUGUUUUAUGUGCCCAGAGUUUAUCCAGUCCUACUUUGCUGGUUUGGCUGCAUCUGGGGCUCUAACUUCUAUUCUGAGAAUACUGACCAAGUUAGCUUUUGAGAAAUCUCAUAAUGGACUUCGCAAGGGAGCUAUCCUGUUCCUUGCGAUCUCCACAUUCAUCGAGUUUGUGUGUAUAUUCCUCUAUGCAAUCUACUUCACCAAAUUGCCCAUAGUGAAACAUUACCGUGCAAAGGCAGCCUCAGAAGGAUCAAAAACUGUUUCAGCUGACCUUGCUGCUGCUGGUAUUCAAACAAUGCCAAACGAUCAAGAAUCACAAGAUAUCAAAGAACAAAUGCGAUUGGGAAACAAACAAUUAUUGCUUGAGAACCUUGAUUAUGCAGCUGAUUUAUUUCUUAUAUACGUACUAACACUGUCAAUCUUCCCGGGAUUCCUGUAUGAAGAUACUGGAUCACACAAAUUAGGAGCAUGGUAUGCAAUUGUUUUGAUUGCAAUGUAUAAUGUGAUGGAUCUGAUAUCAAGAUACAUACCCCUUGUAAAAUGCCUCAAGUUGGAAUCAAGAAAGGGCCUGCUAAUAGCAGUUCUUUCGAGAUUCUUGCUGAUCCCAGCAUUCUACUUUACAGCAAAAUAUGGUGACCAGGGAUGGAUGAUCCUACUCACCUCAUUCUUGGGACUCACCAAUGGCUAUCUCACGGUGUGUGUUCUUACAGUAGCACCAAAAGGUUACAAGGGUCCUGAACAGAAUGCAUUGGGUAAUUUGCUUGUGUUGUUUCUCUUAACCGGCAUAUUUGCUGGGGUUUGUCUUGAUUGGUUGUGGAUCAUAGGUAAAGGUUCAUUCUAGUUUCUAAUGCUCCACCAACUAUACCUCUAUAUUUAGUUGUAUUUUUAUAUUCCUCACUCAGGUUCUCUGGUCUUGUAAGUUUGGAAUCAUCAUAAUUUGUGUUAAUAUAUACGUUAG